UACUCCUCGGCCCCUAGCUCUGACGACGACGACUCAGGAUACCCUGCCGACAGCUCCAGUUCACGAAUUGAACGAAAAAUUGCCACUAUAUCUUUGGAGAGCAGAGAUGGACCUGGUAGAAUAGGGGACGGUGAAAGAGUCAGGAAGUCUGGUAGCAGCAGCGGUAACAGCACAGGAAGUGACGCCUCCUCUUCCUCCUCCUUGUCCUCCAACAGCAAGUGGAAAGCCACCUUCUCGCCCAUUUCUGACCCCAAGCAGCCUCACUCGGACCUGAGGCAGGGGGGCUCCCCCUUCGGCAUGGGGGGGUCUGGCCGGGGCACGGACUCAGAUUCAGACCACAAACAACAGCAUCAUCAGCAGGCGAGGAAAGGAGGUGAAGGAGAGUCGUCCAGCUACAUCAACCCCAACCCCUUCCUCAGUCAGGAGGCUGGGCCCCGGGGUGGAGGCAGCGGUGGUGGGGGAGGGUCCCAGGGAGGAGGGGGAUCGGACCAACGCCAGACCCUCCAGAAACAGAAGGGCCCCCGAGACUGGGAGAUGAAGACGAGCAGCAGCAGCAUGGCCAGUCAGAACCUCUUCAUAUCUGCCGCUGCCAGCAGUGGUGGAGGCAUCCUGAGUGGGAAGGCGGGGGGCGGUCCCGUAGCCAUUUCCUCCACCACAGGACCCUCUGUGGGCCAGUACCUGGGGUCUCAGUUCCCACUCGGAGGGGCCUCAGUCCUGCAGUCCUUGUUCGGGGCCCAGACGGGCGGAUCCACGGUGAGUGGGACACCGAGGCUCGUCAACGGAAACUCCGUCCUGGGAAGCUUCUCCAGUGCUGGGCUGGCAGGUGGAGUGGCUGGAGGUAUAUUUCACCAUGUGAGGCCCACAGUGUCCUCCCAUCAGUUUGGGGUGAGGCUGCCUUCCUCUGGAGGCCUCGGCUCUCUGCUCAAUCUCUCUUCCUCCCCCUCCUCCCAAAUCCAGCAUCACACCACCCCCCAACAGGCCUCCACCCGCCUGGUGUUGUCCCCUCUCCCCCUCUCCCUGUCCCAUCAAAUUCGCACCCAGUCAGUCCUGCACAGCGCCUCUCCCCCCACCCUCACCCUGCCUCCCCUGCACAGCACCUCCUCAGCAGCCGCCCACUCUGACGCCUCGCCUCCAUCUCGAUCCGAGUCCUCCCGUCUGUCCCACCACCAGAGAGCCUCCAUCUCCUCCUCCCCCUCUGUCUCAGUCGCUGCUGCUUCCUCCCUCUCCUCUUCCUCCCUCUCCUCCUCUCGUCCAUUCACAGUGCACUACCCCCCCCGGCUGCCUCCUCCACCUCAGGGCAGCAGCUCAGGUGGAGGCGGGGGCAUGUGGAGGACUCAGGGCACGCAUGGCACCUACACCACCUCCCAGCCUCCUGGCUCCAGACCUAGAUAGGGUUUGGGGGUGUGAGGGGAAGGGGGGAGGAUGGAGAGGGUAAGGGCAAUCAGAGGAGGAGAGAAAGUGAGACUGAUAGGGAUUGAGAGAGACAGGAUACCUGUUCUAAAGCUGCCUUACGCUGUUGUUCUGAUUGAACAAGGUAAGUCCACUCUCAGGUUUUAAAAUGUGGGUUUCUGCAGUGAAAUGUCCAAAAGAUUACCUGACCUAUUCAUUGCUAUUUUGCUCCAUCGUGUACUUGCAAAACAACAAUAUUUUUCCAACAAUUUCAAACCUAGAGAACUUUGAACGCUUGUAUUGGUGUCCUGUCCCCUUAAAGCACGUGUCAGCGUUGUGAUUAUCUAAAUUGACGGUCUAACCAGUUUAAACGAUCAAAUGUUAUCCCGGUUUUACUCACCGUGUCUGUUUGUUUUGGCAAAGAGGUAACCUUUCAGAUUAUUCGGUUCUGUAAAAAUCUCUGUUGAUGAAUAAUGAAAUAAUCAUAACAGGGACAAGAUGAUUUCAAUGACGAACUCCCAUGACUCCACGCUACUUCACUACACCCUCUUUUUUAAAUAGUUUUGUGGCAGAUCAAAUUCUGUAUAGUGUUGGUUGGAGAUAAAUGGAUUUUGAAAGUGACAGGAUUUUACUUACUGUGUUGUCUUAUUUGAUGAAUCUGUCCCAUUAUAACAAACACUCAUCUGUUUCUGUCUUCUUUGAUGUUUCAGGUAAUUGUUGAAUACUACCUCAAAAUUAAAUAAACUAUGCAAAUGUCAGAGGUGUGGACCGAGACACUCUCCUCAUCACUGGUGCUUCAAAACGUCUGCACUACCCAACCGCCUCCAAGACCGGCUUCUGUCCUGGGAUCACACACACACACACACACACACACACACACACACACACACACACACACACACACACACACACACACA
This is a messenger RNA of Notothenia coriiceps (black rockcod), 2306 nucleotides long. Its product is annotated as histone-lysine N-methyltransferase, H3 lysine-79 specific-like. NCBI's taxonomy places the organism in Eukaryota, Metazoa, Chordata, Actinopteri, Perciformes, Nototheniidae. The coding region runs from base 298 to 1392 and encodes 364 amino acids. The record is from RefSeq and is a predicted model, not a curated record. The transcript has 4 exons.